CUAUUAUUUUCCUUUGAGUUAGACUGUAACCUGAUGUAUUAUCAAUCCUGAUGUUACACACUCUGGUACAGUAGGGGGCGGUAUAACCUAAUAACGUUGGUUGCGAUCCGCCAAUAAUCCCGAAGAAGAAGAAGAAGGAGGAGGAGUGGCUGCAGUGGAGGUCACGUGGUUCCGGGCUGCGAACUUUUAGAUUGAAGAUCUGCAGGAUCAGUACAAACCAAGCAGAACCAGGACUCUGAGAUGGACCGGGAUCAGAACCAGGACUCGGAGAUGGACCGGGAUCAGAACCAGGACUCGGAGAUGGACCGGGGUCAGAACCAGGAUCAGAACCAGGAUCAGAACCAGGAUCAGAACCAGGACUCGUCCAGCAUCAGGACCAGAGCAGGAUCUUCCUCUGCUGGUCUGCAGAAACAUAAAGGCAAAGGGAGACUCACAAGUUAUCGCUGUGAUCACUGCAAGAAAGUCCUCGCCACUUCAUUAGGUCUGAGAAAACAUAAGAUGAUUCACACUGGAGAUAAACCGUUCAAAUGUGAUCAGUGUGAGGCAGCUUUUACCACAUCAGGUAAUCUAUUGACUCACCAACGUAUUCACACUGGAGAUAAACCGUUCAAAUGUGAUCAGUGUGGGGCAGCUUUUACCACAUCAGGUAAUCUAAUGACUCACCAACGUAUUCACACUGGACAUAAACCGUUCAAAUGUGAUCAGUGUGGGGCAGCUUUUACCAUAUCAAGUAGUCUAAGCACUCACCAACGUACUCACACUGGACAUAAACCGUUCAGAUGUGAUCAGUGUGGAGCAGCUUUUACCACAUCAAGUAAUUUAGUGACUCACCAACGUAUUCACACUGGAGAUAAACCGUUCAAAUGUGAUCAGUGUGGGGCAGCUUUUACCAUAUCAAGUAGUCUAAGCACUCACCAACGUACUCACACUGGACAUAAACCGUUCAGAUGUGAUCAGUGUGGAGCAGCUUUUACCACAUCAAGUAAUUUAGUGACUCACCAACGUAUUCACACUGGAGAUAAACCGUUCAAAUGUGAUCAGUGUGGAGCAGCUUUUACCACAUCAGGUGGUCUAAGCACUCACCAACGUAAUCACACUGGAGAUAAACCGUUCAGAUGUGAUCAAUGUGGAGCAGCUUUUACCACAUCAGGUAAUCUAACGAAUCACCAACGUAUUCACUCUGGACAUAAACCUUUCAGAUGUGAUCAGUGUGAUGCAGCUUUUAUCACAUUAAGUAACCUAAAGAGACACCAACGUACUCACACGAGUGAUAAACUCUAAAGAUGUGAUCAGUAUGAAGUGGGGAAUUGCAAAAAACACCUCAGCACAAAAAGCUAAAUAAUCAGACAACAUCACACCGAAACUCGAAAGACCAACAUAUGAUGCCCCCUGGACACCCCCUGGGAAGGUUCCUGGCAUGUCCCACCAGGAGAAGAUCCAGGACACACCGGAGGGAAUCUCUUUUGGCUGACCUGGGAACGUUUCAGGAUCCCUCCAGAAGAGCUGGAGGAAAUGUGUGCAGUCUGGGCAUCUCUGCUCAGACUGCUGCCCCCGCUAACCAGUCCCACAUCAAGUGGAUGAAAAUGGAUGGAUGGACAAAAGCCAUAUAUCUACAAAAAGGACAAAUUUAUUGUUACACCAUACUGAGAUACAGAAUGUAUUCUAGCUAUUGCAUUAAAUAUUCCACAAAUACUGCAUUAGCGCAUCUCUAACAUCUGUGUUCCUCCUCUCCACCCCGAGCCACUGCCACCACUGGCUGAAGUGGUGCUGCUGCAGGAACAUCCUAUGAUGUUUCAUAAGUCUUUCCAUGACUUUCACACAAAUUAUGCAGUGGACAGGAAAUCAUCACCAUUAAUUUCACCAGUCGGACAUCACAGAAGGCAACCUGCUGAAUUCAUCUUCCACAACCACUCGUGCUCAGUUGACUUUGUGCUUAAACGCAGGCUGUUCUGCUGUCAGUCUUCCAGGGUCAUGGAAUGGUUUCAAGAGCCAGUCCUGCAAAGGAUGAGUAGAGUCUCCAAGAAUGAAAUACCCAGCAGUCACUGUAUAUUCCUGAUGUGAGCAAGGAAGAUGUUUCUCCGACUGGCUAACUCCUGUGUAUAUGUGUGUAUGUAUUAUAUAUGUAAUCAACCGUUUGUCCAUGAGAGCUGAACUUUCAGGAUCGAUUCCUCGAAUGCUUUGCUAAAUUUCCCCCUAGUAACAUUUCUUGAUAUUUUGAUGUUAAAUCCACUGUUUUUGGCAAUUUCUGUACAUUUAAUAAAUUUCAGUACCUUUUUACCUGAAGUUUCCAUUAACACCAAACUUGGCACAAUGAAUUGUUUGAAUUGUACUUGUCAAGCCUACCAGGUUUGAGGAAGAUUAGUCAAAAAACUUAAUCGUACAGGAAUAUAUCAUUCCUAAAGGGGAGUUUUUCCUUGCCACUGUUUGGCUUAAGGCUUUUCUCCCACUAUGGGAGUUUUUACCUGCCAUUGUUUAUGUAAUAAUUGCUCGGGGGUUUAUGUUUAUGUUCAUGUUCUGGAUCUCUGGAAAGCGUCUAGAGACAACAUCUGUUGUAUUAGACGCUAUAUAAAUAAAAUUGAAUUGAAUCAUG
Cololabis saira (Pacific saury) is the source of this 2590-nucleotide messenger RNA. RefSeq names its product zinc finger protein 239-like. Gene Ontology annotation, molecular function: RNA polymerase II cis-regulatory region sequence-specific DNA binding; DNA-binding transcription factor activity. The transcript is spliced from 2 exons. Gene Ontology annotation, biological process: regulation of transcription by RNA polymerase II. The record is from RefSeq and is a predicted model, not a curated record. Bases 241 to 1281 code for a protein of 346 amino acids. Lineage: Eukaryota; Metazoa; Chordata; Actinopteri; Beloniformes; Belonidae.